AUGGGAGGCCGCCAACGAGGUACAGUUAUCACUUAUCAAGCUUUAGCGAUAACGGCUGCAGUUAAGAGAAUUUUCCUGAAUACUAAUCAUCACUAUUACAAGUGGCACAUCAUGGGAAAGUUUAAAACACAUCUAAGCCAUGUUGAGCGCGCACACCCAUUAUUCUUAGAGGUAUUCAAGAAGUGUAUUGCAGCCUACACAAUUGAGCAUUUUGAGGGCGAUUGGUUGGCUACGAUUCAGAAAUAUGAUCUUCAAGAGGAAAGUUGGCUCAAGUUGUUAUAUGGUUGUCGCACUCAAUGGGUUGAUGCAUACAUAGUUGAUAGGUUCACAGCCGGCAUGAAAACCACACAACGAAGGGAAGGGUUUAAUCGUCAUUUAAAGAUGUUUGUCGCUUCUGGUACAGGUUUGCAAAACUUCAUGAAUACUAUUGAAAAGUUGCAAAACAAUAAGUUCAUCAAAGAAAAAGAGAAAAACUGUAAAGAUCUUACAUCCACACCUAUUCUAAUAACAGCCUUCCUUAUCGAGGAGCAUGCAGCAAAGACAUACACUCAAAAAGUAUUUAGAAAGUUCCAAGAAGAGGUAGUAAGGUCCUCAAAUUGCCUUAGCAAGUUAAUAGAAGACAAUGAUGACUUUGCCAAAUAUAAGGUGAAAGACAUUGGUGGUGUAUCAAUCCCUCGGACUGUUACAUUCAUUGAAUCAGAGAAGAAGUGUACAUGCUCAUGUUAG
Messenger RNA from Amborella trichopoda, 726 nucleotides. Its product is annotated as protein FAR1-RELATED SEQUENCE 5-like. The record is from RefSeq and is a predicted model, not a curated record. Gene Ontology annotation, biological process: regulation of DNA-templated transcription. NCBI's taxonomy places the organism in Eukaryota, Viridiplantae, Streptophyta, Magnoliopsida, Amborellales, Amborellaceae.